AUGAAGCUGAUCUUCGCCUUACUCGUCAGUUACUCUCCGCUCGUGCACGGAUACCGUCCAGAAAGCAUACUUUCUGUUGCCCAUGUGCUUUCUGAAGACCGCACAGGUGCUGGUGAAGAAGCAGAUGAGGAGGCCAAGAAUGCAAAGGCUGUUGGCAACGAUGGGGACAAGGGGGAAGACCAGCAAGCAGAAGGUCCACAUGACACUAAUCUGCCAGGCAAGCCUGCACCAGAAGGCGUAGAGCCCCCAAAGGAUUGCUACUGGCACAGGAAGGCCAUGAAAAACUGGAAGGUUACGUUUGAACCUGUCGACGCCAUUCAGAAAAGGAUCGAGGACGUGGUCCGAGUGCAAAGCGACAAAACCGAUCCCGAGGAUGAUUGGGCAAGCUUGGUCAAGAUUGACGGUGACCUGAUCCAGAUGUAUUUGGGAGUUGAAGUUUCCUUCAACGAGACUGAGAAGGAGUGUCCAAAGCUGGAUGAAAAGGACAUUCGCUUGUCAAACACCAUCAACUGCGAAGAGCCAGGUGGUGAACACAUCGAGGGUCAGGCAAAGUUUGAGGAAGGCAUGCGCAUUUUCCGCUUAAAGACUUCGAACGCAACAGUUGUCUUGAAGCGAGUGGAAGGAAACAAUGACUCUGCAGUGAUCGGGGAUUGGACCUUUUUGACUGGUGAUUUCAGCAUUGUGAAGACGGAAGAUGGCAAGCUUGAGCUUGAACAGAAGAUGUGGAAUAAGUCAGUCAGCUACAGAGGAGUGGUUACACAAGAAUCUGGAAGCGACGACUUUCAAGUAGAGAUGAAGGUGGUCGAUGCCGAGUGUGCAAAAUUCAAAGUCGGCAAGUGCCCUGACUUGUGCCAAGACAACGGAACUAGCUGCAAGGCGGAUGAGACGAAAGGGCACAACGUGAGGUUGAAGAUCCACAAAGACAAACCAAAUGAGAUGACAAGGAUUAUGGACAAUGCGACAGAAUUUGUGGCGAAGCGAAGCUUUGUUCCUGUGGAUGCUGACAAAGAUGCCUUUGUUUGCGUGAAGGUCAACGAAUCGUGGGUAGCCAUCCGAGGUAUGAGCUAUAAACAACUGCACUACAAAUCGAUGCUUCAGAAGGUGAAGGACGCGAAAAAUUCUCAGGGAUUGAAGGUCUUUGCAGACAAGGGAUUUGGGAAGAAAGUGCUGCAGGAAAAUCACAUCAUGCUCGACGGCAUUAUGUCCGAAAAAGCACACCAACCACCCUGGAAGAAGUCGAUCCAGGCUACAGUGGAGUGGAAGAAGGCGAUGGUUUGUCCAGCAAAAUUCCCCAUUUGCUACAACGAUGGUGAUUGUGUCUCAGAAGACUGCAAGAAUGGUUGUGACUGGUCAAAAUCUCCCACCGUGGACAGCAAAGAAGACCUUGAGUACAACUAUAUUGCCGGCGCAGACACGUACGGUACAGCCUGUGAUAUGGACAGCGAGGAGCUUGGCAAGAAGAGUUCAGCUCCUGGUUUGUCCUUCCUGGCCGUCCUGGUUGCAGUUGACCGAGUUGACUACAUUCUGAAUGUUUGGAAGCCAAAUGGGUUGGCGACAACUUCUACUGGGGAGGCAUCUCAGCGACGUGCAGGGAACCAAGACAUCCUUAUUUUGGGCGGAAAUUUCGACAAGUUCGAGGGGGGGCCACAGCCAGGCUGGCACUACUUGGCUGCGUGGGACCAGACGAUUGGCUACACCUGGGGCGCACCAGGAAGCAAGUGGAGAUGGUUUCAGCCUGCGUUGUACUACAAGACCAGAGCCAUCUAUGAGCAAACCGACCCAGAUCACCAUGAAAAGGGCUUUAUGGUUGAUUAUUUCUUCGUGGAUACCAACAUGUUUGAUGCAUUUGACCCCGAGAAGGACCGCACGUUGUGGCUCUUUGUCGAGGAUGAACUGGAGAAUCACCUGAUUCAGUGUGUGCGCUUUGUUGGUGGUGAUGUUCGGGAUUUUGGUGAAGUGAAGGACGCACGAGCACACAAGCAAAAAGAAAUGGGCACUUUGCUAAUUCGGCAAAUGGUGGUUCAUCUCCAUUUGGAAGAGGCAGUGCAGCUGGCUGGCCGCCAGUGGGGCAUGGACUUCUGGCAACCAAUCAGCAAAAAAUACGGUAUUGACAUGAUGAUCACGGGGCACACGCAUCAUCAGGACUUUUGGCCACAAUGGGGCAGAAACCCACUUGGUGGGACUGCCGUGAUCGUUUCUGGUGGCGGUGGCGGCAUUACGUCCGAGGGUUUGCCCAACGAGCACGGAUGGGAUGAUGAGUAUGGCUUCAUGAAGCUCGAACUUCACAAAGAACAGAUCAUUGUUCGAAUGGUUUCCCAUGGCAAACAACUUCGAAGAGAAGAAAGGGUCUAUCCGAUUCUCCCAUCCUACAAGCUGCCAGAUAUGAAGAAAUCACAGCAGUUUAUGCCCACCAUUGAAGCAGGCGAUGCAGAGGCCUUAAGCCUGCUUCAGAAACCAUCUUCAGUAGCAGAUAGUAGCAGAGAACAGCAAGCUGUGGGGCCAUGCCUGUAA
Cladocopium goreaui is the source of this 2511-nucleotide messenger RNA. NCBI's taxonomy places the organism in Eukaryota, Dinophyceae, Suessiales, Symbiodiniaceae. The record is from the annotation of a GenBank genome assembly.